AGCGCCACAGUCCCGGGCCUGCAGGGCCUGGCUCGGGCUUCGGACAACCCAAGCCAGGCCCUGUCCUCGGGCUUGAGUAGGGCUUUGGCCUGGCUCGGGCCUGCUGAAAUAGGGCCUGGCCUGGCCUGGCUCGGGCUUGAAGCCAGGCCGGGCACAACACUACACACAGUGUCUGCCCGAAUGGCUCGAAGAGCUAGAGGCAUGGUCGAUUGA
This is a messenger RNA of Gloeophyllum trabeum ATCC 11539, 213 nucleotides long. RefSeq lists its product as uncharacterized. The annotation marks the transcript as partial. The transcript has a single exon. The record is from RefSeq and is a predicted model, not a curated record. Lineage: Eukaryota; Fungi; Basidiomycota; Agaricomycetes; Gloeophyllales; Gloeophyllaceae.